AUGACUUCUUUCUUUCUUCCUUUCUUUCUUUCUUUCUUUCUUUCUUUCAUAUUCUUUCUUUCUUUCAUAAUCAUUUUCUUUCUUUCUUUCUUUCUUUUCUUUUUUCAUAUUCUUUCUUUCUUUCAUAAUCAUUUUCUUUCUUUCUUUUCUUUCUUUCUUUCAUAUUCUUUUCUUUCUUUCAUAAUCAUUUUCUUUCUUUCUUUUCUUUUUCUUUUCUUUCAUAUUCUUUCUUUCUUUCUUUCUUUCAUAUUCUUUCUUUCUUUCCAUAAUCAUUUUCUUUCUUUCUUUCUUUUCUUUCUUUCAUAUUCUUUCUUUUCUUUCAUAAUCAUUUUCUUUUCUUUCUUUCUUUCUUUCAUAUUCUUUCUUUCUUUCAUAAUCAUUUUCUUUCUUUUCUUUCUUUCUUUCUUUCUUCCAUAUUCUUUCUUUCUUCUUUCUUUCAUAUUCUUUCUUUCUUUCAUAAUCAUUUUCUUUCUUUCUUUCUUUCUUUCAUAA
Molecule: messenger RNA, 492 nt
Organism: Acanthosepion pharaonis
Lineage: Eukaryota; Metazoa; Mollusca; Cephalopoda; Sepiida; Sepiidae
Source: the annotation of a GenBank genome assembly